Molecule: messenger RNA, 1948 nt
Organism: Durio zibethinus
Lineage: Eukaryota; Viridiplantae; Streptophyta; Magnoliopsida; Malvales; Malvaceae
Cellular component (GO): nucleus
Molecular function (GO): polyubiquitin modification-dependent protein binding
Source: RefSeq, a predicted model, not a curated record
ACUUUUAGCGGAAUACCCAAGUAUGAAAGGCAAAAUCGAAACGAUGCGUUAAGCCAAAUCUGUCGGUCUCUUCCCUCUCUUGAUCACCCAACCGGCCCCCCAUCUAAAUCUAAUUCCUCAAUACAGCUCGCUGAUUCUCUGCGCUUUUCACGUCAUGGACGAUCUGCUACUGCAGAAAAUAGCAAUAUCAGGCCCCACAUUGGCCUCCAUGAUCCAACGCUUCUCAUCGUCCCCAGCUGACGUCGACGGUCUCCUUUUCGGCCACGUUACUUACAUCGCCCCUUCCACCCUCUCCGACGAUUCCCAAAGUCCCUCUGAUUCGCAACUAGUCGCCACAAUCUCCAGCUUCCUCUCCUUCCCUUCCCUUCUCUCCUUCUACGACUCACUCGGCCAGGUCGAUUCCUCCCGACUCACCCCUACUCACCUCAACCACAAACCCUUCAUCGGCUGGUUCUCCUCUCGCCGGAAAACCCCCCUCCGCCCUUCCAUGCGCGAAUCCUCCGUCUCUCGUUCUCUAUCCUGUAUCCCCAAUCUCUCCCUCCCAAUCGAAAACGCUAAUUUCAAUUCCCUUUUCGCUCCUUCAAUUUUCCUCCUCUUCACUACUCCUGUACAAGACCAAUCCAUCCAAACCAACCAAUAUCGGGCCUUCCAGCUCCAAUCAUCGAAGCGCUGUUUUAAUCCGGUAUCAAUGGAUAUUGUUAAUAUUGGGCCUGCGUUUAGAGGACAUUACGGGUCGUUUAGGCCGAGUUCUUCGCUGCCCUUUUUGAACUGCGAGUUAAGGAGCUUAACGCCGAUGAAUGAAGAUAGAAAUGAGGGGAAGCUAAUUGGAAUGAAGCAAACAACAAAGGACCAAUCGCAGUUGGAUAUGUGCACGGAGGGAAUGCAAAUUGGGAGAUUGAGCCGGUUGAUUGGACCGGAGGCCGUUAGUUACACGUCUGGAUUAGAGGAUUUAUAUGAGAAAAUGCUAUCUAAAAUCGAAAGCUUGGCCAGACUCGUUGAAGCCAGCUCAGCUAAGGUUCUUGAACAGGAAAAUCACAAUAGGAAGUUAAGGUACAAAGUUGGUAGAUCUGCAUGAAUGGAAUAAUUGCUUCCUCUUGUUUGUCAUUAUAGCAGAAUAAUUUGCGGUGUUUUCUAUUUGGAGAAACUAAUACCUUCCUCUUUUAGUGCCUUUUAUGUUUUGUCUGUCACAUUACUGUGAAAAUUUGUAUAUGGCUUUAUAAAACAAAAACUAAUAAUAAGAAGGGCAUGAUGAAGAUUCUCAAUAUUUAGGUUUAACAUACAUAAUGGUGAUGUUGAGUUGCCUUGUCUUCUGGAAAGCCCCAGGAAGUGGUAGGGGGAAUAUUCUAGAGCUGCAUGACAUGUUAUUUUGGAAGGGUUUGAUAGUUCUUCCCUCAAAUCAGUUUGCAAAUGCAGAGGGCACACAGAAUGUUGUGUUAUUCUGGGCAUUAUGGUUGACAUGCAUGUGAGAUUUUUCAUCUAUGUCACAGAAAUGUAAUUCUGUUUUGCCUCAUUGGAUAAGCAAAAUUGUGAUUGUAAAAAGAAAAGCAUAAUUCUUAUUGUGUUUACGUUGCAAUCUGGUUAAUUAUGGACAUAUUUUCUGAAUAAUUUUAAUCAAAUACAUGGUUUAUGAGUAUCAGAACUUUAUUUAUAGGAUGUAAUAACUAAGGGUCAUCCCGCUGAUGUUUCUUCUGUUUCGCCCUUUUAGCUUUCACUCUGUACUAAGGUUUGACUCUUUAAGAAAUUUGGAGAAAGUUUGUCACUAGUAUUUUGGUCUAUACAAUCACUUUUUUUUUUUUUAUACUAAAGGGUUCGUAUAAUUAACUGUGCAUAUAAUAUACUUUGGAGCCCAUUGAUUCUUCACAAGUUGAUAGGCUAGAUUUCAUUGGAAAAAAUCCAAAUGAAAAAGAAGUGAAAAACAAUUUGACUCACCAUAUUUGAUUUCCUUGUC